Molecule: messenger RNA, 4030 nt
Organism: Pogona vitticeps (central bearded dragon)
Lineage: Eukaryota; Metazoa; Chordata; Lepidosauria; Squamata; Agamidae
Gene: NUMB
Product: NUMB endocytic adaptor protein
Biological process (GO): positive regulation of neurogenesis
Cellular component (GO): basolateral plasma membrane; cytoplasmic vesicle; cytoplasm
Source: RefSeq, a predicted model, not a curated record
CGAGCGGCCGGCCGGCUGGGCCCCGGAAAGUGCCUGGGGUGGGGCUUGGCUGAGGGAAGGGUCGCUCGGAAGACUCGGGGCGAGGUUUUUUUUCCCCCCCUCCCCGCCGGGCGGGGAGAGCGGAACAACCCGUGGCCAAAGGCCCCAUCUUCGAGGUGUGGGGCCGGAGAGGAGGGCGAAGGCUUCUUUGCCUCAGAAGCGGUGUGGAUAAGAGAACUGAGCAAUGAAUAAAUUACGGCAGAGCUUUAGGAGAAAGAAAGACGUCUAUGUCCCUGAAGCCAGUAGGCCGCACCAGUGGCAGACAGAUGAAGAAGGGGUCCGGACUGGGAAAUGCAGCUUCCCAGUUAAGUAUCUUGGACAUGUUGAAGUGGAUGAAUCUAGAGGAAUGCAUAUAUGUGAAGAUGCUGUGAAAAGACUGAAAGCUGAAAGGAAGUUCUUCAAAGGCUUCUUUGGAAAAAGUGGAAAGAAGGCAGUUAAAGCAGUCUUGUGGGUUUCAGCGGAUGGACUCAGAGUGGUUGAUGAAAAAACAAAGGACCUUAUAGUUGAUCAGACAAUAGAGAAGGUUUCCUUCUGUGCUCCAGAUAGGAAUUUUGACAGAGCAUUCUCUUAUAUCUGUCGAGAUGGCACAACACGACGCUGGAUAUGUCAUUGCUUUAUGGCUGUAAAGGACACGGGAGAAAGGUUGAGUCAUGCAGUUGGCUGUGCAUUUGCAGCUUGCCUGGAGCGAAAGCAAAAGAGAGAGAAAGAGUGUGGAGUGACUGCUACCUUUGAUGCCAGUAGAACCACAUUCACAAGAGAGGGAUCUUUCAGGGUUACUACAGCAACUGAACAAGCAGAAAGAGAGGAAGUCAUGAGACAGACACAAGACACUAAAGUUGAAACAGAUGUGAAAACAGUUGCUUCAAGUGUUGUACCCGGCAAUACAGCCCCAUCCCCAAGUUCCCCAACCUCUCCUUCUGCUGAUGCUCUUGCCUCGGUUGACAAAGAAUCAAAUAAUCCUCAUGCCAUCCCACGAAGACAUGCCCCUAUAGAGCAACUUGCCAGGCAAGGCUCCUUCAGAGGUUUCCCUGCUCUUAGCCAGAAGAUGUCCCCAUUUAAACGCCAGCUCUCUCUGCGAAUUAAUGAGUUGCCUUCAACAGUGCAGAGGAAGACUGACUUCCCCAUGAAAAACUCUGUUCCUGAAGUUGAAGGAGAGGUGGAUAGCAUUAGUUCCCUAUGCUCCCAGAUUACAAAUGCAUUUAGCACGCCAUCAGAGGACCCUUUCUCCUCUGCCCCUAUGACAAAACCAGUCACUACGGUUGCACCGCAGUCUCCUGCUUUCCAAGUUAAUGGCACUGCCUCUGCCUUCAAUGUGCUUGCUGCUAAACCAGCUCAAACUACUGUAGCACCCACAGCAAUACCAGUUCGUGAAACCAAUCCUUGGGCUCAUGCCCCUGCUGCUCCAGCUGCCGCUAAAACUGGAGCUGUAGCUGCUCUUUCUGGUACUGAAUGGAAUGCUAACUCAGGAGCUGCCUCACCAAAUCUGUUCCAAGCAAACCAUAGGCGCACUCCUUCAGAGGCAGAUCGUUGGCUGGAAGAGGUGUCCAAAACUGUCCGGUCGCAGCAGCCACAACCACAACCUCCAGCUGUUCAGCCACUCCUCCAACCUCCGGCUACAGUUUCUCAGGCAGCACCAACUUUCCCAGUCAAUACCUUCAUUACACCUCAACCAGUGCCUGUUGGUGUUGUACAACCCAUGCAGCCUGCAUUUCUCCCAGCUCAGCAAUAUGCUGUAGCAAACGGCAUGCCCUACUCGGCUCCCAGUGUGCCGGUGGUUGGAAUUACCCCUUCCCAGAUGGUAGCUAAUGUCUUUGGCACUGCAGGCCACACUCAAGUAUCCCACUCUCAACAGUCACCUAGUCUUAUAAAGCAACAAACAUUCCCUCAGUAUGAAACUAACAGUGCUACUGCCAGCCCUUUCUUUAAACCUCCUGCCCAACAGCUCAAUGGCUCAGCUGCUUUCAAUGGUGUGGACAGUGCCAAAUGGCCCAUGGAGGACAAGCAAGUAUUGCCACCUGUACCUGGCCAACAGGUUGAUCCAUUUGAAGCACAGUGGGCUGCACUGGAGAACAAAUCAAAGCAGCGCACUAACCCAUCCCCAACUAAUCCUUUUUCAAGCGAAUUACAGAAGACUUUUGAGAUUGAACUUUAAGCAACCCUCUGGCUUGUACUUAGUCUGUAUGUCUGUGUGUUGGGAGUGGAUGUAUGGAAAAACAAGGCAGAGGGGACUUACAGGCAGUGCUGUCAGUGCUGAUGUCCCAAGGGAAUUGGAGUGAGCAUGCAGAGAGGGAACAAUCAUGGGUGGGGGGAGGGGAGAGAUUCCCAGAUCCAGAGCAAUAGGGAAACAAUCUAGGAAAUGUAACCUGUACCACCUGCCUUCUUUCCUGGGAACUUGAGUGGCAAAGGAAACUUCAAAAGGGCUGAAGAUGGGAAGUUAACCCUGAAGCCCUUUUUCCACAAGAACUUCAGAAGACUUCAUAAGACAAUGAAAAUGAUGUAACUAUCUUUAUAGUGUAUCUGUAUUUCCUGUGAAUGACCUAUUCCCCUGUGAGGAAGAACAGAGUAAUGGGGAUAGUGGCACAGUUGCAAAGGGGCUGAAGGGAAAAUGUGAGAGCUGCUCAGCAUAUGUUGUCCAUGGAAAAGGAUGAGCUUCCAUUUUGAGUAAUACAAUGAUUAUUAUAUAUAAAAUAAAGCCAAAAUCUUUAUUUUUAUGCAUUUUAGAUUAUUUUAAAUAGUUCUAGAUAUUAAAAGCUGACUGAGUUGUAAGUAAUCUUGCCAAAGUUAUAAAAGGGGACUGGAUGUAAAAUUGUACAUAAGAUUGAUUUAUUACUGAUUCUGAUGGUCAGUAGCAAUGGAGUAGGUGGGAAGCAGAGUUCUUAGUUUGUUCUUGUAUGUUCAUUGUAAGUAGCAUACUGCAACAACAAUCAUGAAUCAUGACCAAUAAAAAGAAUCACUGUAGAGUAGUUUUCGAGCAGUAUUGUCUUGGUUUGAAAACAUUUGGUAAAUUCUUUCUUUAUUAAAAAGAGAUCAACCUAGAUGUAAGAGUAUACAUAGGUUCUUUCAUGUACCACUGCAGUUUUCUUUGUCUUAAAUCUCUUUUAACAAUACUGUGACAAAUGUAAUCAAAUGUACAAUCAGAUCUAUUUCCAAACCCAUUUUAUGUGCAUUAAAUAGAUUUCAGAUUUUUUAAAAAGCCUUUCUCCUCAUUGUUCUAUGUGAAAGCUUGUAGCUAGACUGCAGCUGUUCCAAUAUUCUUCCUCUGAUAAACCAUGAAAUCCAUCUCAUUUUUUAUUUUACUCUUAAAACCUGGCCUUACAAGCAAAUGUAAGUUAUAUAUUUGUACUGAUGAUUUAUAAUCUGCUUUAACAGAAAUAAAUGUUGGUAGUAGUUGUGGCUUUCUCAGAAGGCAUCCUUGUCCUUUUCCUGAUUUCUGCUCUUCUUUGAACUUAGAGUCAUCUAGUACAUGUUUGAUAAAUCUGUUGUAGAACAUAUGCUCCUAUUUGCAUUUUGUAAGAUGAAUGUUGCUUAAAGCAAGAAUUCAGACCUUUAGAACUUACCUGCCCUUAUUAACAUUUUUGAGUGCUGUGAAUGAUCUUUCUAAAACCCUUUUCAGAUGUUCAAUAAAAAGGUUAGAUUCCUAACUUGUGGGUAGAGGAAACAGGUUAGCCCUGUCUCUGAAGCAUCAACAUGUUUGGAAACCCUGAAAAAUCAGGACUUCUUAUCAUGUGGAAGUGUUGAAUGGGACUGUUGGCAAUAUCUAAAACUGAGGGAAGAUAUGAUAGCACUUCUCAAAUACUUGAAAGAUUGUCAUAUAGAGGAAGGGCAGGUUCUGUUCUUGAUCAACUCAGAAUGCAGCAGACGUAAUAAUGGGCUCAAGUUACAAGAAGCUAGAUUUUGGCUGAAUAUCAGGAAAAACUUCCAAAGUGUUAGAGCAGAACAACAUUGGAACCAAUUACCUCGGGAGGUAGUGAGUGUUCCCCAGAGGCAUUCA